This is a messenger RNA of Paramecium octaurelia, 817 nucleotides long. NCBI's taxonomy places the organism in Eukaryota, Ciliophora, Oligohymenophorea, Peniculida, Parameciidae. The record is from the annotation of a GenBank genome assembly.
UAUUAUAUGGGUCUUUAGUGUGCUAAACCAAAAGAGAAAAAAGCAAUCAAAGUACUUGAGAUCAAACAAAACUAAAGCGGUCCUUCAACACUCAGCACCACAAAGGAGGCUAUAGAUUUUGUGGAAAGUCAAUCUUUAGCUAAUUUGAUGAGAACAAAACCAGUCAAAGAAUAUUUAACAGAGUAAAUAGCGAAAAAUGAAAUCUACGUCGAUUCUUGUGAUAUACUGGCAGAAAGAAUUGAAGGCAAAUCUUAAUUAAUACUCAGAUCUUACAAUAACUAUACUGAGAAGGCUUUAAAAAUUAAAUCCAAAGUUUUAGAAUAUUACCGAAAUGAGUAUGUAAACUAUAUUAAUUCUAAAAAUGAUACUCCUAAAAAUAGAGAGUUUAUCAUAAAAGAAACCAUUUAAGUAAUCUUUAUAAUAAUCUCUAAUAUAGUUACUUGUAGAAACUACAAUUAUUCUCAAUUGCUUGAUGGAUAAAAAUUUUGAUGAUGAGUUAGAAUUGUGGUGGGGAGGUGACUACUUUGGUGAUCGAAUCAAAUAGCUAUCUCUAAUUGCAGAUACUUCAGAAAAUACUGAUUCUAUCACUACUCCCAUCUUACAAUAUUUAGAUGCUUUAAAAGCCAGAAUACUCUAGGUGAUUCCCAUUUUACCAAGUUAAACUAAGUCUAUUGCUAACAGUGUAGCUAUUACCAACGUUCACUUGACUUAGUUUUAUAAAGAUUUGAAAUUUGAGUUUGCAAAAGAUGUAGAGGAAGAAGUUAAUUGAUGAAUAUUUGUUUUAUUUUCUACCUUUUAUGCAUUGUGAAUCAAUGCC